AUGUUUAUUAAUAAAUCUAAAAAGCCUUCGUUAUUGUAUGUUGAAUGUAAAUCACGAGAUAUUUCAAGAAGAAAUUCUAGGAUUAGUGAUUUACUUAAUGAUACUAUGAAUAAGGAAAAUUCAAAUUAUUAAUCCACUUAUAUUCCAAAUACUGCUAAAAAGAUUGAUAGAACUGUAGGAAGUUUAAACAAGAUGUAUAAAUAAGCAAUAUAGGAUUAAUAAAAUUUAUAAGAGUAGGCAUCAAUGUUAAUGGAAGACUUAAAUGGGAAGUUAUUGUAAAGAGCCGAAUUGAUUGGUCAAGUGGAAGAAUUAGAGGAAUUAAUAGAAUUCCAUAAAAUAUAAAGUAAUUUUGAGUUUACUUUUGCAACUAAAAUUGAAUAGUUAGACCUACAAAUAUAAUAGUUAAAAAAAUCAUCUUCAUUUAAAUUAUCAAGUAACACAGCAGAUUUGAUUAGAGAUAGAGAAUUGUAACAUAAAGUAUUAAAAGAGAAAAUAAAUUAAGAAACAACACUUGCUAUGACCACUUAUAUGUAACAAUGGGGUAAAGUAUUAUUUUCUAAAUAUAAGGUCAUUAAUUUGAAGUUAUCAAGAAUUAAUAUGGUAAAGAAGUGUACUAAUAAGUUUUGAGAGAGUAAGAAUAAUAAAUCAAUUAAUUAAUUUCACAAUAAUAUAAUAAAAAAAUAUAAGGAAUUAUUUAGAUACUUAGAAAUCAUGAAAAAUUAGAAAAAGCUAUUCAAUUAAAUAUUGAUUACGUUGAUACAUAAUUAAAUGAAGAUAUUUUUAUUAUCAAAUAAACAAUGAAUCAAAAGAAAUAAUUAGUUCAAAAUAUUAGAAAUAAUCUUUUAGAGGAAGAUUAAUCUAAAUUCUAAUUAUUAAAAAGAGUUGAAGUAUUAGAAUAAGAAAAUCAAUAAUUAGAAUAAUAAUUAAAUGAAAUUACUAUGAAGAAAGAUCUCUACUAAUAAGAAAUCUUAAAUAAAUAAAAAACUGAAGAAAUUUACAAUGAAAUUCUAACAGGAUUUGAUUGUUUAUCAUAAAUUGAUAAUGAAGAUUAAAAAAGUGAUAAUAGUAAUUCAUAACUUAGAAGUUGUUCAAAUAUACUAAGUAAUAUUAAUAAAUAAACUAAAAAAGUCUUAAGUAAUCACUUAAAUAAGGAUGAUUCCUUACAUUUUAGUUAAUUAUAAUAAUAUUUACAAAUAAACAGUAUAGAUUGUGAAACAAACUCAAAAACUUCAUCAGCUUGUUAAUUAUCAGCUGAUGAUUCUUUAUUAUAACAUUUUAAUGAAUUAAAUUUAACUUUACUAUAAUCUGAAAAGUCUAAAAAUAAUUAUUGUAAUAUGCCUUUGUAGUAAUAAUAAUAAUAAUAAUAGUAGUAAUAUUAAGCUUAAUAAUAAUAAUAAAUUUAAUACAAUUAUUUUAAUUAAAAGAAUUUACCUAUUGAAAAUUAGACUUAAUAGAUUGAUUUUAUUAGAUUAUAAACAAUUACAGAAGAAUAAUUAAGUUCAAAAAGAGAGAAAUCUAAGAUGGAAUAAUCUACUAAAAUAAAUACAACUCCUAUUCAUCAAAAUUAUUUAAAUCUAAACAAAGUAUAAGUGAAUGAUAAUUCAUCUUAAAGUACUGGAGUUCAAUUAUCUGAAUAGACUAAACGAUUUUCUUAUAAAUUAGGUUAAUCAUAAUUGUAAAUGACAAAUUGUAAUGAAGUCACACAAAAAUAAAUAUCAAUCCCAUCUCCAUAUAUGCCUUUAUUUUUUAAUAAUUAACCUUCUAAUCCUUAAACGUAAAAAAGUUAAUAACCUUAAGUUUUUAAAUUUAAAGAAUAAAAUUCAUUAUCAGAAUAAAUAUAAAAACAUAAAAAAUCUAAAUCCUUUGAUUCAACUGCUAAUAAAGAAAUCUAAUAAAGACAAUUAUUUUGCAAUAUUUCCACCAAUAAUGGAUAAACAUAAUCUUAUAAUUCAAAAGACUCUUAAUAUCUCUCAAAUAAAUCGAAUCAUUUAGUUCCUAUUGAAUAAGAAAUACUCAGAAUAACAAAACCUUUAUAGAAGGGUGUAUUGAUCUAUAAAAGAUUUUCAUCAACUAAACCAAAUUUAACUAAAAUGGAAUUUGAUCCAUUUACAUGCUAAAAUCCAAAUAUUUGUGGAUAUUGUCCAAGAAUUAUAGCAUUGUCUUAAAACUUUAAUAAAAUUGAAUUCAAAAAUUAAAUGAAAAUAAAUGUAUAAUAUUUAAUAUUAUUUAGCAAGUUGAUUCUUUUCUUUAAUUAGAUUAAAUUAUGAGAGUAAUUAUUCCAAAAACAAUUUAAUAGAGUAUUCAAAUAAAAAAAUAAAUAUAGAAUAGAUUUAUUUUAAGCUAAGAAGAAAGGAUUGUUUGCGGAAUAGUUUAUUGGCCUAUGUCAAUAAUUACUUAAAAUGAUGGUAGAAUUGAAUUAUUGUUUGACAAUGAGGAAAUAUUAGAAUAAUGGUAAACAAGUCUUAUUUUUCUUAAAGAUAACAUUAAAACACUUUAAAUCAUCAAUAAAAAAUUAAAAAAAUGA
This is a messenger RNA of Paramecium sonneborni, 2524 nucleotides long. The record is from the annotation of a GenBank genome assembly. NCBI's taxonomy places the organism in Eukaryota, Ciliophora, Oligohymenophorea, Peniculida, Parameciidae.